AUGAAGGUCCUCCUCACUGAUGGAUCGAGCUUGACAUCCAGACAAGUGGCAACGAUCCUUGGUCGCAACGGGGAUGAAGUGCACACCCUUUGUGCACCUGGAUUUUCCCUUACGAAGGUCACAGGGUGGGUCAAAAAGACACAUCUUGUGCCGCAGUUCGGACCAGAUCCCUACAAAUGGCUCCGUUCUGCGCUCCAGAUCAUAACCGAAGAAAGGAUCAAGACCGUGAUCUGCACGCAGGAGCAAGUUGCUGUUCUCUCAGCUGAGGUCGACCAGAUACGGAGUCUGGGAGUGAAUAUCGCUGUACCAUCUUUUGAAGCUGUCAGUCGCGUUAUAGACAAGAUCUCGGCCUCCCACACCCUCCAUCAGCUUCACUGCGUCAACCAGAAAGCAUAUCUGUGGGCUCAACUGACGAGUUGA
Molecule: messenger RNA, 420 nt
Organism: Fonsecaea multimorphosa CBS 102226
Lineage: Eukaryota; Fungi; Ascomycota; Eurotiomycetes; Chaetothyriales; Herpotrichiellaceae
Exons: 1
Coding region: 1-420 (139 amino acids)
Source: RefSeq, a predicted model, not a curated record